AUGUUUCCGCGGCUGCUUCUAGGGAAAAAGGAAUAUAUUGCCGCUGAGCGGCAUAUUCAACACUCAUUGACUUCCUCAUUUUGGAGAUUUUCCACUCCUCUCACUCGCAAGGUACCUGGAAUAUGGAUUCUCGUUGUCCGGCCCUUGAUCCGUCUUGGGUUCAGCUGCAUCGAUCACGGCUUGGCUGCUGCAUUUCGCCGCUCUGGUGGCAUUGUGCUUCUGGAUAUAUUGAUGGUUGUCUGCGAUGCGGGCUUUGGUUUGGAUGAAUCUACUUCUAGGGAGAGAUUCAAAAGAAAGAAUAACAUGGGAAUUCCCAUCAGACCAAGCGAUGCAACUCUGGUGGAAGAAAGGAAGAAAGAAGAGGCAGUCAGGCCGAUCCGCCACUUGUUGGCAUCUGCAGGUGUUGCUGCAGGGACUAUUAAUGAUCCGGUUGCCAUGAUGCCGCUCGCGCGGCCACGUUCUGGCAGCCAAGCCAGUACGAGGAUCAGACACGCGAACUGGUGUUGA
Molecule: messenger RNA, 507 nt
Organism: Coccidioides immitis RS
Lineage: Eukaryota; Fungi; Ascomycota; Eurotiomycetes; Onygenales; Onygenaceae
Exons: 6
Coding region: 1-507 (168 amino acids)
Source: RefSeq, a predicted model, not a curated record